UUAAUUAGUUCAGCAUACGACACAAGAGCCAAUAAAAUUUCAUGUAAAUUUUUGUUUAUAGUAGUCAAAACAUUUAGGCGCCACUUAGGGGUUCACUCGAGCCAUGGACAAGGACAGUGAGAAAUGUAACCAAUCGUGCAUGACAGACAAAUCCGCAUGUUGCCGGCGACCCAAUGCGUGUCGCUAUUUGCUCAGUCAGCGGCAGCAGCAGCAACAGCAACCACAACAGCAGCAGCAAUCGAAUUGCCCAACAGCUCAAAUUAUUUAUCGUGGCAACAACUUUUGCGCCACACAAAGCGAUGAGGAGCUUUUCUAUGACUGCGCUAGUGUUGACCAUGACUUGCCGCGCGAGGGCAACAGCUGCGCCAAGAGCAACUUAAGCUGCAGCGACUGCAGUCGCCUGGACGAUCCCGCCGAGAUACGCGCAGCACUUGAGCGCGCCGCCUGCGCCACACAGAAGCUGCUCAAGAACUUUGAUCGCAAUCGCAAGCAGUCAUGCAAUGCAACGCUGGAGAUUACAGCGCGACUCAUAACCAUUGAUGAUCAGCCCACCAGUCAGCGGUGUGGCCACAACAAGCCGGUGACUGUGCAAAUGCCGCUGCAGUUUGAUCCCAACAGCGGGCAGCUGCAGGUGUCGCCCAUGGCGCAGCCGCCGCCGCUGCAGAGCAAAGCUCCAGCUUUGAUGUAUCUGCAUGACGAGCGUCCGCCAUAUCAGCAAGACAACAGCAAGAACGACAAUUCCCACAGCCAGGACAUGCAAACCGACAAAUCCUACGUACGCGACAAACUCAAGCCCAUGUCCCCAGCCCACAGCAGCGAACUGAACGAGAACAGCGAAGAGCGCAGCAAAGAUCUAAAUGCCAAAUCAUCCCAAACGGAUAACUACCACAUCAUCAAGCCACAGGAGGACGACAUUCCCUCCGUGCACUCCCAAACCGACGCCUCCUAUAUCUACGAUCGCUACAUGCGCGAGCGUCCCGACAACUUGCACCAGCAGCAGCAGCGGCAGCGGCAGUUGCAUCAAAGCAGCCAAACGCAUGUCAAGCGCAAUCUGAGUCCAUUGCGUGGCAUUCACUAUCCCACGCACUAUAACAACGCAGGCGUCUGCCCGCCGCUCAAGCCUUGCCAAUGCGCUCCAAAUGCCAGCGCUAUGCUUAUGUGCGCCUGCGGCUCCAAAUCCAAUCCCAUGCUGCCCAACGCGCAACUGCAGCAUGAUCUAUGCAAAGCCAAGUCUGCGCCCAGCGAGCUGUGGCGCAGUUUGCCUUCCCAUGCUGCGCCAUCAACCGCUGACUGCGGCUGCGACGCUGCUGCAGCUGCACAGCGUGACUUUGGCUGUGGCCAAUCAGGUGGCGGCUCCCAGCGCACAUUGACGCCAUGUGCUGCUCAAGCGCCGCUGCCUGCUGUAUCCGCCGGCGUGCAGACUUGCGCCUCAGCUGCGCAGCAAUGUCCAUCAGCAGCGCCGCUAUGUCCAGCAGCGCCGCCAUGUCCAGCACCACCGCAGCCUUGCACCUCCGCUGCGGCGGCGGCACAGCAAUGUCCAUCGAAGGCGCCAACAUUUGCCUCAGCCGCAGCAGCGUCUACGCCUGCGCCCUCGACAGCAACUGAAAUCAUUUUCAAGCCACAGCUGGAAGUGCACGAUGAGGAGCUGGGCCUGGUCUACGCUGAUGCUUCGCUGGCGGAUCAAACUUCUGCUACAGUUUUCUGUCCGCAGAUCUGCGGCAAUGUGCCGGAAGCGCCGCAGCCGCAGCCAGCACGCGUCACCUACUGUCCCAACGAUCCCAGAGUUAGAGCCAAAGCCAAAACCUGCGCUCCCGGCUGCAGCUCCGCCAAGCAGCCGAGCAACACGCAGUUCAAAAGCGCCGCCUCCAGCUGCACGCGCCAAGUGGCCAGUCCCAUCAUUUGCAGCUGCGCCGAGCCCAGUCAUAUAACCACCUCGGCCUAUGAGGAGCCCAUGAUGGACUGCGCCAGCUCGCAGCAGCAGCAGCAGACGCCCUAUUCACACGCCUCAUUCGGCUGUCCGGAGCGCACUUCGUCGCGCUCGCGCUCGGUCAUGGACAAGGUCACCUGCCUGUGCAGCUCGGUGCAGCGCGCCACAUUGGGGCGCCUCGGCCAGCAUGACAAUGCGCCGCCGUUUCUGCCGCGCCAGGACGCUGCCAGCUGCUGCGCCCAGCAACAGCUCCAUGAGAUUUGUUUGCUCUCCUCCGCCAGCUACUCGCAGGUGCUGCAAACCAACAAGAGCUACAAAAUCAGCGCCAAGCGCAGCAGCAAGUCCAGCGGCAAGGACAUGUAUCGCGACUGCGACUCCAGCUCCAACACAUCCAUAAAUGAGCCCAAGUCGCUGGUCAAAUACGCCAGCAAACUUUGCUCUAAAAAGCAAAGCCACAAGUCCAAGAGUGCGCCAAGCUGCGACUGCAGCGGCGAGCCGCAUGAUUCGUCCAUGCGCAGCGCACGCAGCUGCUCGGCGGAUCUGAACUCCAAGAGUUUGUCGCUGAAAAGUGCCCUGAGCAAAACCCCCGAGUACAUGGACACGGAAGCGAGCUGCUCAUGCGAUAAGCAAAGCGCUGUCAUGAGAUCGCUGCCAAGUUCGCCCAGCUGCAAGUCGCCCGCAACUUACGUCAGUUUCCCCAGCUGCUCGGAGAGCGCGCCCAUGAAAUCGCUGCCAAGCUCGCCCAGCUGCAAGUCGCCCGCAACGCAUGGCAGCUGCGAGCCGCCGGCGGAGCAACAUCCCUGCGUGCAGGCGGAUUGCAAAUGCUACACGCUCAACUCCAGCGCCAUUUGCGAGGAGGAGAGCGUGGGCGUUGUGAUGCAGUGUGGCAAGGAGGCGUCCAGCUGCGCCGACACCACUGGCGAGUCCACCUUCGAGCAGAGCUGCCGUCUGUGCGAGACAAAUGUGCAGAGUCUCUGCACCAGAUCCAUGCCCAUUACCGAGCCCAGCUGUGGCUGCGAUCUGGAAGCUGCGCCCGCCAAUCGCAAGCAGCGCAUUCUAGCGCUAGUGGAGCAGCUGAGCCUAAUGAAGGAAUGUCAUCCACAGCGUCCGGAGAUGAUACGUCAGCUGUUUGGCGAACUGACGCUCAUGCUGCGCGAUGAGGCCGAAAGCGCCAAGUUGCCACAGGAUGAGCCGCCGCGCGUGCCGCCCACAUUCGAGGAGUGCAUCGAGGCCAAAGAGGCGCCUUGCUGGUGCGAACAGACGACGCAGCGCAGCAAAACGGAGCUGCAACGCUUGGAGUGCUUCAAUGAAAUGGAAAAGUACUUGGAGCACUGUCUGCUCAAGUCGGGCACGCGACCCACAUCGGCCACCGAAAUUGGUGGCUUUGAAUUUGAUCCAGAAUUCGAUCCGUAUCGCGCUGGCCAAGAGGACUCGCAAACGUUCAAGGACUGCCAUGAGCCGGAGGAGCACUUUGCUGGCACUUGUGAGGAAGAGGAGGCAACCAAAGCAGACACAACCACAGGCACAACGGGAGCAGCAGGGCUGGAGGAAAGCGCUGGCGGCAAAAGCGAACGCACCGAUUUUACAGGCAAAAGCGAAUCUACAGCCAAAAGCGAAAGAACUGAGCGCACUGGCAAAAGCGAGCGAACCGAUUUUACAUUCAAGAGCGAAAGAUUCGAGUAUACGGGUGAGAGCGUCACAAUUCCGGCGUGCAUUGCGGCAGAGGAAACGCUGCCAGCAGCUGAGAGUGAAACAGAGGAGCCGGCACAGAUAGCAGCACGCACAGGCUCCAAGCGCGGCUCACAGCUGCAGUCUGCCGAUGGCUCCAAGCGCGGCUCACAAGUUGUGCCGCAAGCUGCUGAGCCAACUGAUGCUUACCAAUUAGUAGAGGAGGAGCUAGUGGUCAUUGAAGAGGAAACCAUUGUAGUUAUAGCUGGACAAGACGGCGAUGAAGCUUUAGCCGAAACAGAGCCACAGUCAGCGCCCCACGCUGGUCAACUCUGCGCCAUGGACGCUGGCGGCGCCUUGGGUCAGCUAACCGAACGCGAGUGCCUGCUCAUGGAAUACAUGCUGCGCCGCAUGUGCCAAUACUGCGAGGAGGAGCAGCAAAUGCAGGAGGACGACGGCGGCGGCGAGGGCUACGACGAUGAGUGCGACUGUGAAGCGAACUACUCGCAAAGGCAGCAGCAGCAGCCAGGCGGCUGUCUCUGUUGCCACUGCCGCGCCAUGAUCUGUGAGAAUCAAUGCAAGUCGGUGACCAAGACUAUGGAUGCAGUAAGCGAUCCUGUAGGCGAAAUGAAAUAUUUUAUUGACUCGAUUAUAUUUGAUUUGCAAUCAAUGGACCAAGUGCUGAACAAAAAGAAAAUUAAACCCAAGGGCUCGCGCUCCAAGCAGCCAGCGGGCAAUGCGCCUGGCGACAGCUUUCCAGUUACCAUUGCCGAAGUUUCCAGCUUGGGUUGUGCAGCGCUCUUCAUAAGAUGGGAGGUGCACGACUGCACCGCCAUAGCGGGCUAUGAGAUCUAUGUGGAUGGCCACUUGACCAAUCGUUUUUAUAGUUUUCGACACGAGGCUGGCGUUGUUAGCAAUGUGGACGUUACCAAAAUGCAUCAGAUUGUGCUGCGUGCACAGGCAACGGGUCAGGACUUUCCUGGCGAGGAGUGCGGCAAUGCUGUAGCGCAUGCGCAUCCGGAGCUGCUAGCUGGCGCCAGUCGUCCUUGGAAGCCCAGCAUUUAUUUCUACGAUCCGGACAGCGGCGUUGCGCCGCCACGCAGCAGCAGCAAGAAAAAGUCUGAGGCAGCAGCGCCAGCGGAAACAGAAGCGGAAACAGAAGCGUACUAGUCAGCCAGUGAAUUUGUCAAUUUUUAGGAUUUGUCCAAAACAUGUCUGAAUUGGAAUUUAAAGUGCCUUAGAGAGAGAGAGAGAGAGAGAGAGAGUUAUGCACUUAAAGCUAAACGGAAAUUAGAGAUGGGCACGCAAAUUGAAACACACACACACACAAAAGUAAAUUGUUACACACUUGAGAGAUUGUUAAGUUAUCGUUAUCGUUAUAUAGAUUUAUAAAGUCACAAUUGUAUGUCACGCAAGCAAAUCACUCAAACAUAUAGCGCCUAGAACUUUAAAAUUAAGCAUAUUUUUGUAUGAAUCCAAAGCAUAUGUAGUAGGCCCAUCUCUAGUAACUAACUAAAAUUAGACUGCCGUUUUAGGCAAGCAACCCACAACAACAAGAACAGCAACAAGAACUUUGCAGCUAAUGUUAAAUGUUUAAUUAAUUAAUUACUUACCACCUGUAACGUAGCAAUUGUGAACUCAGUUUUCAUCAUUGUAUGUACGUGUACAUAGUUUUUACAUAUACAUACAUUAUACGUAUUUAAUGCGCAUUA
This is a messenger RNA of Drosophila busckii, 5307 nucleotides long. Its product is annotated as golgin subfamily A member 4. The coding region runs from base 104 to 4765 and encodes 1553 amino acids. The record is from RefSeq and is a predicted model, not a curated record. Gene Ontology annotation, cellular component: type III intermediate filament. The transcript has 5 exons. Lineage: Eukaryota; Metazoa; Arthropoda; Insecta; Diptera; Drosophilidae.